GUCCUCCGAAAAAGAACAUUAUGAUAGAGUACCAGAAAUGACUGGACCCCCUCCUAGCCAAACCAAGAUUGAAGGAAUACAGAAGCAAAUUGCUAGUACAAAAAAUGAAAUUAAUAAGACUAUUCAGGAUCUUGCCAGUAGAGGGCAAAAAUUAGAUGACUUAUCGGAACAAACAGCCAUGUUGUCGGAUUCCGCUACGAAAUUUAAGACUCAUUCCCAAAAAGUUCAUAAGAAGAUGUGGUGGAAGAGUUCAAAAAUGACAGUUAUUAUUGCUGUAACCGUAAUUCUCAUCUUGGCUGCUAUCAUCAGGAAAGAUGUAGCUGAAUUUUCAAAUGGAAAAGGAAACGAUGAGAUAGAAUGA
Molecule: messenger RNA, 361 nt
Organism: Funneliformis mosseae
Lineage: Eukaryota; Fungi; Glomeromycota; Glomeromycetes; Glomerales; Glomeraceae
Source: the annotation of a GenBank genome assembly